This is a messenger RNA of Camelina sativa (false flax), 1312 nucleotides long. NCBI's taxonomy places the organism in Eukaryota, Viridiplantae, Streptophyta, Magnoliopsida, Brassicales, Brassicaceae. The record is from RefSeq and is a predicted model, not a curated record.
GUUUUUGUUUCAUUUUUCUUCCCUUUGGAACAAAAAAUCCAUUGUGGAAUCAAAAACCUUGAAAUUGAAGAGAGUUCCACAUUUCAACAAAAGAGAGAAAAAGCCAUCAACUUUACACACAUAUAUAUGCCAUAAGAUCAAACAGUUUCUUUCCAUUCAUUUGGAAGAGACUGUUCCUUCGAGUGUUCAUGAGAUCUUUCAUUGUCUGUUUUGGUUUUCUAUUGUAUGAAAAUCAAACAAUUUUAGACAAUAGAAAAACCAAUUGUACAAUUUGAUCUUGGAAACAAAAAAAUGAUCUCUUGGCUUGAUGUCUACCAUGUUGUUUCAGCAACUGUUCCUCUCUAUGUCUCAAUGAUCUUAGGUUACCUCUCUGCAAAACAUCUACAGCUCUUCACACCCGAGCAAUGCGCAGGCAUCAACAAAUUCGUCGCAAAAUUCUGUAUCCCUUUGCUUUCUUUUCAGAUAAUCUCUCAAAACAACCCUUUCAAGAUGAACCCUAAACUCAUUCUCUCUGACAUUCUCCAGAAACUCUUAGCCCUUGUUGUCUUAACCGUGGUUGUAAGAUUCUGGCAUCCAACAGGAGGAAGAGGAGGAAGACUAGGUUGGGUCAUAAUCGGGUUAUCUAUAUCCGUGUUUCCAAACACUCUCAUUCUUGGAAUCCCAAUAUUGGCUGCCAUCUAUGGAGAUGAAGCUGCUAGCAUCUUGAGGCAGAUUGUUGUGAUGCAGAGCUUGAUUUGGUACACCAUCUUGCUCUUCUUGUUUGAGAUUAAUGCCGCAAGGGCGAAAACAUCUUCUGGAUCUUCCACGGAACAUAAUACAGGAGGCAAUGACAAUGAAGAAGUAAAUAGAGAGGAGGAAGAGCCAAAAGAAGAAGAAGAAGUAGCCAUAGUGAGAACAAGUCUGUUCAUGGCAUCACAAAGGAGUUUUAUAGCAUGUGGAACAAAAAUGGCGGUUAUAGCAAUGCUCCUCAAGUUCGUAUUAGGACCUGCUCUUAUGAUUGCUUCUGUGUUUAUCAUGAGAUUACGAAAUAAUCUCUUCAAAAUCGCAAUACUACAGGCUGCAUUGCCUCAAGGAGUAGUGCCAUUUGUUUUUGCAAAAGAGUACAAUCUUCAUCCGGAGAUUGUUAGUACUGGGGUGAUCUUUGGAAUGCUAAUUGCCUUGCCAACAAUUUUGGCAUAUUAUUUUGUAUUGGACAUAUGAAUAUGACAUGUAUAAAUUGAACUCUUUUUAAAAAAGAAAAGCAUAAAUUGGAUUUAUGUGGUAUAAGUUAAGGAACUUUUUCAUAAAUGUCAACCAUUAUCUUUGUUCAUAA